CCCCCGGGGUUGGGACGGUUGGCGGGGCCAGUCCGGAGCGUGAGGACGUCGGCGCAGGUUACAACAGUGAGGAUGAGUAUGAAGCGGCUGCAGCGCGCAUCGAGGCCAUGGACCCUGCCACUGUUGAGCAGCAGGAACACUGGUUUGAAAAGGCCCUGCGAGACAAGAAGGGCUUCAUCAUCAAGCAAAUGAAGGAGGACGGCGCCUGUCUCUUCCGGGCUGUAGCUGACCAGGUGUAUGGAGACCAGGACAUGCAUGAGGUUGUACGAAAGCACUGCAUGGACUAUCUGAUGAAGAAUGCGGACUACUUCUCCAACUAUGUCACAGAGGACUUCACCACCUACAUCAACCGGAAACGGAAAAACAACUGCCAUGGCAACCACAUUGAGAUGCAGGCCAUGGCGGAGAUGUACAACCGGCCUGUGGAGGUGUAUCAGUAUAGCACAGAACCCAUCAACACAUUCCAUGGGAUCCAUCAAAAUGAGGACGAACCCAUCCGUGUCAGCUACCAUCGGAAUAUCCACUACAAUUCAGUGGUGAAUCCUAACAAGGCCACCAUUGGUGUGGGGCUGGGCCUGCCAUCAUUCAAACCGGGGUUUGCAGAGCAGUCCCUUAUGAAGAGUGCCAUAAAGACAUCAGAGGAGUCAUGGAUCGAACAGCAGAUGCUGGAAGACAAGAAGCGAGCCACAGACUGGGAGGCCACAAAUGAGGCUAUUGAAGAGCAGGUGGCUCGAGAAUCCUACCUGCAAUGGUUGCGAGAUCAGGAAAAACAGGCCCGCCAGGUCCGCAGCUCCAGCCAGCAGCCCCGGAAAGCCAGUGCCACGUGCACUUCCGCCACAGCAGCCGCCUCCAGUGGCCUGGAGGAGUGGACUAGCCGGUCCCCGCGGCAGCGGUCACCCGAGCACCCUGAACUGCAUGCCGAGCUGGGCAUGAAGCCCCCUUCCCCAGGCACUGUCUUAGCUCUUGCCAAACCUCCUUCACCCUGUGCACCAGGUACAAGCAGCCAGUUCUCAACAGGGGCCGACCCAGCGACUUCCCCCCUCGUGUCCCUCUACCCUGCUCUGGAGUGCCGGGCCCUCAUUCAGCAGAUGUCCCCCUCUGCCUUUGGUCUGAACGACUGGGAUGAUGAUGAGAUCCUGGCUUCGGUGCUGGCAGUAUCCCAACAAGAAUACCUAGACAGUAUGAAGAAAAACAAAGUGCACAGAGAUCCGCCCCCAGACAAGAGUUGAUGGAGACCCAGAGACUGGAGACCGUCUCCCAACCCCACCACUCCUGCCCUCCGGUGCCGCCUCACCUUUGGCUUUCUUCCUUCUUGCCGUCUUCCUCCUUCCCUUUCUUUCCUUCUUUUCCUCCUCCCCGCCUCCCUCUUGCCGGUCCAUCCCUGCACCCCCUCUCAUCGCUGCCACCACCACCAUCAUCUGUCUCUUCCCCAGCUGACGUGCCCUGUUGCCCCCUGCACAGCACCAUCCCUGCAAUCCACAGGGGACUCGGGCAAGGGUGCCGAAGGUAGGCGAGAGGCACAGAGACAAAGCAACUGGCAGCCAGGCAGCCCCUGAGGAGAGACAUUCAGACAAAAGAAAACCUCCCUGACCCCCAUUCCUCCCAAGUUCAGAAAACCUUGUUACCCCACCUCUACAACUAUGUCAGGGAAGUGGGAGGAAGAAGUGGGGGAUUCCCCUUCCCAGAACCCUAAGAAUGUCUGAGCCUUCAAUGUUGAAUUUUUUUCUUUAUUAAAAUGUACUUUUAUCUUAUAAAAUUAACCAAUCAAAAACGACAUAGAUAACAGCUUUGACUCUAUGAAGGUGGCAUCUCUCUGGUUUGGGGGCAGGCAGGCAGGGGGGCCCAGAGGGGGCACAAAGACGUGCUGCUGUCUCUGGCCUCCAGCUCUGUGGAGAUGGGCAGUGUCUAGAGUAUGAGCCAGGGCGGAGUAGGGGGCCAAGGGUAGCAGGUGUCCUGUGGGCUUCGGACAAUGAAACUCUGACCUCACUGCAUUCCUAUUGCUUCCAUCACCACCAGUAUCUGUAAUCUUGGGGUGGGGGCACCUUUGAGGAUUAUAGCCGCCACUCAGGAUUCGAGUGUGGGGAGUGGGAGCAGCCUUGGCAGAUGGGGCACUUGUGCCCUGCAGGUGUUGACAAGAUCCGCCAUCUGUAAUGUCCUUGGCACAAUAAAACCAAAUGUCAGUUUC
Molecule: messenger RNA, 2185 nt
Organism: Myotis brandtii (Brandt's bat)
Lineage: Eukaryota; Metazoa; Chordata; Mammalia; Chiroptera; Vespertilionidae
Gene: OTUD5
Product: OTU deubiquitinase 5
Exons: 9
Coding region: 108-1229 (373 amino acids)
Biological process (GO): protein deubiquitination
Molecular function (GO): K63-linked deubiquitinase activity; cysteine-type deubiquitinase activity
Source: RefSeq, a predicted model, not a curated record